This is a messenger RNA of Dama dama (fallow deer), 759 nucleotides long. Its product is annotated as proline-rich protein 2-like. The transcript is spliced from 5 exons. Bases 1 to 759 code for a protein of 252 amino acids. NCBI's taxonomy places the organism in Eukaryota, Metazoa, Chordata, Mammalia, Artiodactyla, Cervidae. The record is from RefSeq and is a predicted model, not a curated record.
AUGAAAAACUUUGGGAGGCCCACAGGCCGGCAGCCCCAGGCUGUGGCCAGUCCCCCGCAGACGCAGGCAGCCCCGCGCCUCCUAGGUGGCGACCUACCUCGCCUCGAGCAACCUCCGGAAAGGCGGGCUCACUUAGCGCCGCCCUGCGAGCUCCUGCGGCACCUCAAACCGCAAGACCCUCCUGGGGUCACGACCCCCGACAGCACCCGCACCCCGCCCCCCCGCACCGUGCACACGCGCCCCAGUCUCGGCCCCACGCUCCCCGGCUCGCGCCCCCCGCCGUCCCCUGCUCAGCCUCGGGAGCUAGAGCGGAGGCCCUACGCCACGUGCUCACCUGGACCGAGACCCGGAGAGAAAGGAGGGCUGGGCGCGUCCGGGAGCGGCGAGCGGCGGCCGGGAAAGCUGCGACUCAGAGACGCGACCCUACCGCAGGCUGGCUACCCGGCCCCAGGCGGCCAGAGUGAGAGGAAGGCGAUUGGCCGAGAGAAGGGGGGCGGGGGACGGCACCCGGCCAAUCCCGAGUUGCAGAUCGAGGCCCCUCCCCCACCUCCUUCGUACCCGCCCCGUCGCCGCGCCCCCGGCGCACCGCCCCCCUCCCUCCCCCACGGCCUCACCCCCACUGCCCCACCCCGAACUCUGGUUAGACGCCACGAGGGACCGGUGGCCCGUGUCUUCUCCUCUCCCCUCGCUCCCGGGACCCCCGCCCGCCCCGCCACCCCUUCCCUUCCCGCGCUUCUCUACCCCGAGACCCCAACCUGA